AUGGCAGUUGAUGACAGCUGCAGCAAUGGCACUGAUGAAAAGGCCGAUAUCGCCGAUAUCGGCACAGCUGAUGCAGUGGUCAGCUUGGGUCCAAACUGCUUGCCUGCCUACCACAUCGCAAAGGCUGGCUUCAAGCGCCGCUCCUUUCCAUUCGAUGUGCUCAUGACUGGAUCUGAUGGCUGGAGCGCGGAGGAGUCAUCGAUUCGACUGGCACCAGUGGGACUUCAACUGGUCCUGGAAUGCCUGGAACGAAAUCCUCCAUUCUCUGACUAUGUCUCAACGAUGACUCCUUUGCCCAGCAUAAAUGCAGUGGGCAAUGCCGGCUUCACAGAUCCGGAGUUUAUCCCCUCAGCCCAUAUUCACGAUGACCCUCGGGAGCCAGAGGUUGCAGCGAAAUAUCAGCGCAGGGCGGAUCGCUUUCUUACUCUCUUGGAAUCUGGCUACCGAGUGCUGUUCAUUUACACCAUGAGGCUCAGAGAGUUGAAGGACCCAAAGCACUUCAUCAACGUUGCGCAUCGCUUGCCCCUGCAAGUUGCGAAGCUUAGGGAAUUGCUGGUGCGGCGAUGGCCUAGCAGCCUCAACCAUCUUCUGGUAGUGGUGCUGGGAGAACUUCCACCGGUGCCGCCAGCGCAGAGGGCUUUGGAGGCAUGUUUGAGUCGUCUACGCAGCGUGAACCAGUCCAAGGAUCCUUGGGUGAUGGUUCGCCGUAUUCCAGAUCUACCAAAAGUGCCCGGUGACCCCAUGGCUGGCUUCUGGGGUGACGACAAGGCUUGGACAGAUUUGUUCAGCGAAUUUGUAAUCAAGCCCAAAGAUUUCAGCGAGGCUUGCUUUCAAGAGACCACGGUGCUUGGGAGCAAAUCUGCAGACGACAAAUCUGGCUUCGAAAAGUUCGUAGAUUCCUUGAAGAUGAUUCAUCCAGCUUAG
Messenger RNA from Cladocopium goreaui, 924 nucleotides. Lineage: Eukaryota; Dinophyceae; Suessiales; Symbiodiniaceae. The record is from the annotation of a GenBank genome assembly.